Musca vetustissima is the source of this 2377-nucleotide messenger RNA. It is a transcript of the gene Nadsyn, whose product is annotated as glutamine-dependent NAD(+) synthetase. The record is from RefSeq and is a predicted model, not a curated record. The transcript is spliced from 6 exons. NCBI's taxonomy places the organism in Eukaryota, Metazoa, Arthropoda, Insecta, Diptera, Muscidae. Gene Ontology annotation, cellular component: cytoplasm. Gene Ontology annotation, biological process: NAD+ biosynthetic process. Gene Ontology annotation, molecular function: NAD+ synthase (glutamine-hydrolyzing) activity; glutaminase activity; ATP binding. Bases 2 to 2377 code for a protein of 791 amino acids.
CAUGGGUCGUAAAAUUACUGUAGCCGUCUCAACCCUAAACCAAUGGGCCCUGGACUUUGAAGGCAAUCUGGCCAGAAUUCUACAAUCUAUUAUGGAAGCCAAGGAUAUGGGCGCAUCAUAUCGUACGGGUCCGGAAUUGGAAGUGUGUGGUUACAGCUGUGAAGAUCACUUUCGGGAACCCGAUACAUAUUUACACUCAUGGGAAGUGUUGUUGGAAAUAAUGAUGUCACCCAUAUGUGAAAAUAUGCUAAUUGAUGUCGGUAUGCCUGUUAUGCAUCGUAAUGUUGCCUACAAUUGUCGCGUGGCCUUUUUCAAUCGUAAAAUUUUAUUAAUACGACCAAAAAUGUCAAAUUGUGAUGAUGGUAAUUAUCGUGAGACCAGAUGGUUUACACCAUGGACCAAGUCUUUACAAAUUGAAGAUUUCUAUUUGCCACGCAUGAUAUCACAACACACCGGACAGGAUACCGUACCGUUUGGCGAUGCUGUUAUCGCCACCAAGGAUACAUGCAUUGGUUAUGAGAUCUGCGAGGAGUUAUGGAAUGUUAAAAGCAAACACAUUGAUAUGUCCCUUUCCGGCGUGGAAAUCAUAGUUAACAGUUCCGGUAGCUAUAUGGAGCUACGUAAGGCUCACAUUACCACCGAUUUAAUACGUAAUGCCAGUUUUAAGGCUGGCGGUGCCUAUCUCUUUAGUAAUCUACGUGGUUGCGAUGGUCAGCGAGUCUAUUUCAAUGGCUGUUCGGCCGUUGCCUUGAAUGGUGAAAUUGUCGCUCGGGGCAAACAAUUCUCUCUACAAGAUGUGGAGGUAACUCUGGCCACCAUCGAUUUAGAAGAGAUACGUGCCUAUCGUGUUUCACAACGUUCCAGAUGUUCAAUGGCUGCCUCAGCCCCAACAUAUCCACGUAUCAAUUGUGAUUUUGAAAUGUCCACCCAUUGUGAUAUAUUUAAAACUGCCAGUACACCGAUACAAUGGAUCUAUCACACACCCGAAGAAGAAAUUGCCAUGGGACCGGCUUGUUGGCUCUGGGACUAUUUAAGACGAUCGGGUCAGGGUGGUUUCUUUUUACCCCUCUCCGGUGGUGUUGAUUCGAGUAGUUCUGCCACCAUUGUCCAUUCAAUGUGUCGCAUGAUUGUGCAGGCCGUACAACUGGGUGAUGCUCAGGUCUUGCAUGAUAUUCGCAAAAUAUUGGCCGAUCACGACUACACACCCGAUAAUCCGGCGGCCUUGUGUAAUCGUUUGUUGGUAACCUGUUUUAUGGGCAGUGUAAAUUCCAGCAAAGAAACACGUCGUCGUGCCUCGCAAUUGGCCAAUCAAUUGGGCAGUUAUCACAUCGAGAUAAGCAUCGAUACGGCCGUCAAUGCCUUACUGGGUAUUUUCAAUGCUGUAACGGGAUUGACACCACGUUUCCGCACUCAAGGUGGAUGUGCACGACAAAAUUUAGCCUUACAAAAUAUACAAUCACGCAUACGUAUGGUAUUGGCCUAUAUUUUCGCCCAGCUAAUGUUAUGGGUACGCAAUCGUCCGGGUGGUUUGUUAGUUUUGGGCUCGGCCAAUGUCGAUGAAUCGCUGCGCGGAUAUCUAACGAAAUACGAUUGUUCGUCGGCUGAUGUAAAUCCUAUUGGUGGGAUUUCGAAAACGGAUUUGAGAAGAUUUUUGAUAUAUGCUAAAGACAAAUUCAAUUUACCCGUACUUGAGUCAAUUAUUGAUGCACCACCUACUGCCGAAUUGGAACCGCUACAGGAUGGCCAACUUAUGCAAACCGACGAACAAGAUAUGGGUAUGACCUAUGCCGAAUUGAGUGAAUAUGGUCGUUUACGUAAGCAGGCCUGCUGUGGACCGUACAGUAUGUUCUGUCGCCUUGUUGCCACCUGGAAGGGUGAUUUAAGUCCCAAGGAGGUAGCCGAUAAGGUUAAACACUUCUUUAGAUGUUAUGCCAUUAAUCGUCACAAGAUGACCGUGCUGACACCUUCGGUACAUGCUGAAAGCUAUAGCCCCGACGAUAACCGCUUCGAUCAUCGUCCAUUUUUGUAUCGUGCCAAUUGGAGUUGGCAAUUUAAGGCCAUCGAUGAUGAAGUCGAUAAACUACAACCCAUCUAUACACCAUCUACGACAUCGCAUGCUCGACCAAGUACUGAUGAUCUAUUGUCAUCACAUGAUUCCACACAUCGUUCGUCACAGCCACAUCAUAGCGAUUCGAAACAUUCAUCACCGCUAUCAUCCUCGUCGAUAGAUGUUGCCGCUGGUGCCACCACCGCCACACCAUUGGGUACUGCACCCAGUGGUAGCCUUGGAACGUUGGGUAAAAAAUCGAGUGGCUAUGCCAAGGUGCAUGUAAAUGUUUUGGGCAAAAUCAAGGAUCGUACUGGCAUACCAGUUUAA